AUGGUGUUGUUAGAUAUCCUCCUCCUCAUUCCACGUAUAUAUCUAUCUUUGCUUUCACAGACUCCACACACACACUCACUCACUCUUUGCGUCUCUCAUGAAACGGUAGGUAAUAAACCGAAGGAAAAUAGAAGAAAGAAAGAAAGAAAGGAAUGGCUUCUCUUAUGCCGAAUCUAUAUUAUUCUUCUCCAACUCCAAUUACAACAAUCCUUCAAUCCAAAGACAAACCACCCACCACCACCAUUCAACAAACCACCACCAUCACCUCUCUCUCUUCUCCCAGAGUCGCCACCUCUCUCUUUGCUGUCCUCCCCAAGCUUGAACCCCCUCCUUCUCCUUCUUCUCCUUAUCCAUUACGGGUUGCCCAAGUUGACCAACCUCCUGCUACCACCACCCACCACCCCCAAACCCCAACCCCAACCCCAGGAAGAGCAGAGGAACGACUUCUAUGUCAACCUUGGCCUCGCUGUUCGGACUCUCCGCGAAGACCUUCCCUUCCUUUUCUCCAGAGACCUCAACUACCACAUUUACAGGGACGACAUAACCUUUGUAGACCCAUUGAACACCUUCGCCGGCAUUGAAAAUUACAAAUUGAUCUUCUGGGCACUACGUUUUCACGGUCGAAUUCUGUUUCAUGAAAUUGGCUUGGAGGUGCUUAGGAUCUGGCAGCCUUCUGAGAAUGUCAUAUUGAUUAGGUGGAAUUUGAGGGGUAUUCCUAGGGUUCCAUGGGAGGCAAAGGGCCAGUUUCAGGGCACCUCUCGCUACAAAUUGGAUCGGAAUGGCAAAAUUUACGAGCACAAAGUCGAUAACUUGGCUUUCAAUUUCCCCCGACCACUGAAACCGGCAGCCUCAGUGCUGGACUUGGUGCGUGCGUGUCCGGCCAGUCCAAACCCCACAUUCUUGUGGGGGCCUGUGGAUGAUGUCUCGUCUUCAUGGCUGGAGUUUUAUAGGGCAGUAAGGGAGACACUGGAUUGUCAAAAUCACUUGACUGUACAUGAUCGGCUAGUUACUUGUUCAUAGUAUAGGAUAUGGUAGCAAUUCUGAAUUUGAGCAGUCUACCUACCUACCUCACAACUACAAGUAUAAUAUACAACCAAAUACUAGUAUUUUUUUUUUUCUGCAAAUUAUUAGUGUGUAGUAUUAUAUGGACUGUGUUGUAUAACUUAGUUCAUCAAUGACAAAUAAUGUUCUUGGUUCGAGGAUAUAUACACGGCCGUAUUGUAUUGUA
This is a messenger RNA of Camellia sinensis, 1228 nucleotides long. RefSeq lists its product as uncharacterized. The record is from RefSeq and is a predicted model, not a curated record. NCBI's taxonomy places the organism in Eukaryota, Viridiplantae, Streptophyta, Magnoliopsida, Ericales, Theaceae.